Messenger RNA from Durio zibethinus, 1757 nucleotides. Its product is annotated as NAC domain-containing protein 73-like. The record is from RefSeq and is a predicted model, not a curated record. Gene Ontology annotation, molecular function: transcription cis-regulatory region binding; DNA-binding transcription factor activity. Gene Ontology annotation, cellular component: nucleus. Lineage: Eukaryota; Viridiplantae; Streptophyta; Magnoliopsida; Malvales; Malvaceae. Gene Ontology annotation, biological process: regulation of DNA-templated transcription.
UAAAAUGAAUAAAUCCCAUUCUUUCCUUUCUUUUAUACCCUUCUUUUAACCUUCUCUCCCUCUCUUUUUUCUUUGUUUACCAAGAAGGAGGAGUAUAUAGCACACAGCAGCUGCUAUCCUGUACCCUCUACCAUUAGCAGAAAGUUUGAAGGAAAAAAAGAAGAAUAAAAAAGCGUGGAAGAUUUAAAUUCCUUUGCCAAACAUCAAGCAAAGAAAAAAAUUUCGUGUGCGUGUUCGAGAAGUAGGGGAAGAAGAUAGAAUCAGAAGUCAGCUAUGUGAUGGGAAUAAGAUCAACAGAACCAGAGAGAUGACAUGGUGCAACAACCCUAGCGAUGAUAGAGCUCUACAGUUAGUUACAGCAGCAGUCACUAAAGAACCCUCCGUCUGCGUCGUAGCCCCCACCACCGUAGCCGUUGCCGACUCCAAAAUCCAUGAUAUCCCAACCAUUAUUUGCCCUUCAUGUGGCCAUAACAUACCCUACCAAGAUCAGGCCGGAAUUCAUGAUUUGCCGGGGUUACCAGCAGGAGUGAAGUUUGAUCCAACUGACCAAGAAAUUUUAGAGCAUUUAGAGGCAAAGGUAAUAUCUGAUUUGCGCAAGCUUCAUCCGUUGAUUGACGAGUUUAUUCCAACCCUGGAAGUAGAAAAUGGGAUUUGCUAUGCUCAUCCAGAGAGGCUGCCAGGAGUGAGCAAAGAUGGCCUAAUCCGACACUUCUUUCAUCGACCCUCCAAGGCAUACACAACCGGGACUAGGAAGAGAAGAAAAGUUCACACGGAUGACGAUGGAAGCGAAACAAGGUGGCACAAAACAGGCAAGACCAGAGCAGUGUUUGCUGGUGGGGCUGUAAAGGGUUUCAAAAAGAUUUUAGUACUCUACACCAACUAUGGCAGGCAAAGGAAGCCAGAGAAGACAAACUGGGUGAUGCAUCAGUAUCACCUUGGCAACAAUGAAGAAGAGAAAGAUGGAGAGUUAGUGAUUUCAAAAGUUUUUUACCAAACUCAACCUAGACAAUGCGGUCCAAGUAGUGUUAAGGACAAACUUGAUAGAAAGCUGAAAAACCGAAGCCGGCAUGAAAGUCCUAUGGCAAAGAGUACUAGCACCCCGGCUCUUGUUGACUAUUACAAUCCACCUUUUAUUUCAUAUGAUCAUGGGAACCAUCAUAAUAGAGAAAGCCCACCUCAGCUAAUUCCAAAUUUGGUUGUUCAAGGUGAUGGAUCCACGUUUAUCCGAUUAACCUCUGAUACAAGCAAAGGAGACUUGACAGAAAAUAGCAAUGGAAAGAUCAGCAUUUGGUAGAGCAGCUACGUCAAAGACUUAUUUGGUUGGUGUUGUUGCUGUUGCUCUGUAAUAGUCAUAUAAAUUAUCAGAUUGUGAUAUUCCUGAGGAAAAGAGGGACUGAAAGAAAAAGGUGAAUGUCUUCUUUUGUUACCAUUAAAAGAGUCGGAUGCUUUGGAAGAUUUGCCCAUGAACACGCUCUUGAGCAAAGGACUAGACAAGGCAGCUGGUGCCCUAUUUUUAUACCCAUUUGCUUAAUAUUUAUAUACAUAUAUAUAUAUAUAUAUUUGACCAUAUUUUAUCAAUUUAUAGGGUUUGAUGGCACUUAUAGCAGGACUGUACAAAGAUGACUCAUAUAAACUUCAACUGGUAGUCCUACAGGUUUAAUUUGUUAUAUCAUUUGCCAUUUAUUAUGUUUCAAAAUCCCUCAUGAUUGAAAAAAGACAAUUGUUAUCAAUUCUAUCAUGGUUUUUUUUUUUUUUUU